Erythranthe guttata (spotted monkey flower) is the source of this 2727-nucleotide messenger RNA. Lineage: Eukaryota; Viridiplantae; Streptophyta; Magnoliopsida; Lamiales; Phrymaceae. The record is from RefSeq and is a predicted model, not a curated record.
CCCAACCUCAACACAUGCAGCAGUGGAACCACACACAUUCAUCAUGCAUAAAAGAGUAGUACUAAUUAAUAACAUAUGUCAGUAGUAAAGUGUUGUUAUAAAUAAGACAAGAAUUGUACUAUGAUGAACACAAAGCAAUCAAAGCAAGCUGUGGUUUUCACACAAUAAUAAUCAUCAGUUGACAUAUUAUAUUGGAGAAGAAUAAUUAAGAUGCUGCAUAAAAAUAAUACAAGAGAUAGUAAUGAAUCUGCAGGAGUGGAUGAUGAUGAUCAAGAUUUUCAGAUUGAGGAUCUGCAAGAUUCGACAUCCCGAUCAUCGUCUUCUUCGUCGUGGAAAUAUAUGUUUCGGUUCAAGUUGCUGCGAAAUUACUAUUCUAGACAAGAAGAUUCCAUUAGCACUUAUAGCAAUACUCUUGAUCAAACUAGGAGAGACCAUUCCCAUGGAUUCAUCAUUCAUCCUCAAAACUCUAGGUGGUACAUUGCAUGGACACACUUCAUUCUGAUAUGGGCAGUGUACUCUUCCUUCUUCACCCCACUCGAAUUCGCCUUCUUCCGAGGCCUGCCGGAGAAUCUUUUCCUUCUCAAUAUCGCCGGCCAAUUCACUUUCCUCAUCGACAUUAUCCUCUCAUUCUUCGUCGGGUUUAGAGACCCCCACUCUCACUGCAUGGUCGACGACCGCACCCGCAUCGCCAUUCGGUACCUGAAAUCUCGAUUUCCGGUCGAUCUUCUGGGCUGUUUGCCAUGGGAUGCCAUAUACAAGGCUUGUGGAAGAAAGGAACCGGUGAGGUAUAUGCUGUGGAUUAGGCUAAGCCGGGCGCUUAGGGUUACGGAAUUCUUCGAGAAGCUGGAAAAAGACAUACGUAUCAACUAUCUAUUUACGAGAAUUAUAAAGCUUUUCGUGGUUGAAUUGUACUGUACUCACACUGCAGCUUGCGUAUUUUACUAUCUGGCGACUACUCUGCCUCCGUCGGAGGAAGGCAAUACUUGGAUCGGAAGUUUGCAGUUAGGCGAUUAUAGUUACGAGAAUUUCAGACACAUCGAUCUUUGGACGCGCUAUAUAACCGCAUUGUACUUUGCAGUUGUUACAAUGGCAACCGUUGGUUAUGGUGAAAUUCAUGCUGUAAAUACGAGGGAAAUGAUAUUCGUGAUGGUUUACGUUUCGUUCGACAUGAUUCUUGGUGCUUAUCUACUCGGAAACAUGACGGCUUUAAUCGUCAAAGGAUCGAAAACCGAAAAGUUUAGGGAUAAAAUGGGAGAACUCAUCAAAUACAUGAACAAAAACAAGCUGGGAAAGAACAUUAGCCAAGAGAUCAAAGGGCACGUCCGAUUGCAGUACGAGAGCAGUUACACCGAUGCAGCUGCUCUUCGCGAUCUUCCACUUGCUUUACGAGCCAAGAUAUCGAACAAAUUAUACGAACCUUAUGUUCGAGAAGUUCCUCUUUUCAAAGGUUGCUCGGAUGAGUUCAUCAAGAAAGUAGCGAUCAACGUACACGAAGAGUAUUUUCUUCCCGGGGAAGUGAUUGUCGAAGAAGGGAGUAAUAGUGAUCAUCUUUAUUUUCUUUAUGAUGGUAAACUGGAUGGAGUAAGAAAUCACGAGGAGACUCGGUUAGGACACGUUCCUAGUAUACAAAUUUACAGUUCGAUCGGCGAUGUUUCUGUUCUAUGUGACAUCCCGGAACCUCGUACGGUCCAAACUACCGAACUAUCGAAGCUAUUACGUAUAGACAAGCAAGCUCUUACAGAAAUUAUCGAGACGUACUUUUCUGACGGACGUACCGUAAUCGAUAAUUUGCUUGAGGGAAGAGAGGAUAAUCUUAGGAAUAAAAUAUCGGAAUCUACAAUGGUCGUGCGGAUCGAGAAACGCGAAAUGGAAUCAGCUACGAGGCUGAAUUUUGCUGCUAAUGACGGAGAUUUGCGUGCACUAAGACGUUUAUUCGAAGCGGGAGCUGAUCCGAAUAAGACGGAUUAUAACGGACAAUCGCCUCUGCAUCGUGCUGCAUCAAAUGGCCACGAAGAUAUCGUUCGGUUCCUGAUCGAAAGAAAGGUGGACGUCAAUCUUAGAGAUGAUUCCGGAAAGACGGCCUUGUUUGAAGCAAUUAAGAACGGCCACGAUAGCAUUUCAUCUGCAUUGGCAGAAGCGGGGGCCACAUUAUCAACGGUCGAGAACGCUGGAAAUCUUCUCUGUGAGGCAGUUGCAAGAAAGGAGUUCGGUUUUCUGACGAGGCUUUUGGCCAACGGCAUUAAUCCGAACUCCAAGAAUUACGAUCUUCGAACACCUCUGCAUUUAGCUGCAUCACAAGGCUCUUAUGCAGAGUGUGUUCUACUUGUGGAAACAGGGGCCAGUGUCUUUGCAACAGACAGAUGGGGAAGAACUCCGGUAGACGAAGCUCGUGUAGGGGGAAACCGCGAACUAGUUAAACUACUUGAAGAUGCAAAGCUUAUGCAAAUGUCACAAUUUUCUUGUUGCUAUCAAAAUCAAGAGAAAAUCAUGGACUAAGAGAAAAGUAACGAACAACGCAUGUCGGGAGAACGGUAAUCGAGAAAAGUUGGGUUUAAUUUUAUGUCCUUUUUUUUUGUGUAAUUUUUGGUCUGUUGUUGUGGUCGACACAUUGUGAGUUCUGCAUCUCUAGUGUGUAAAUUAGGCAUUGGUAACGUUUGUUUUUUGAAGCAAAAUAACACUGAAUGGAAGUAGUGGCAUUUUUAAUAAUAGUUUGUAUGUUUCAAAGAU